Molecule: messenger RNA, 1599 nt
Organism: Colletotrichum gloeosporioides
Lineage: Eukaryota; Fungi; Ascomycota; Sordariomycetes; Glomerellales; Glomerellaceae
Product: Mannan endo-1 6-alpha-mannosidase DCW1
Exons: 4
Coding region: 1-1599 (532 amino acids)
Biological process (GO): fungal-type cell wall biogenesis; carbohydrate catabolic process
Molecular function (GO): mannan endo-1,6-alpha-mannosidase activity
Source: RefSeq, a predicted model, not a curated record
AUGGUCUGCUUCAAGUCAGCCCUCGUCGCGUCUGCAGCGGCCGGUGCUUUGGCGGUGCCUUACACGCAGCCCGACACACUCGACCUCAACAACACAGAUUCCAUCAAGGCCGUUGCCGGCAGCCUUGCUCAUGGCGCAAUGUCCUACUACAAUGGCAACGUCUCAUCAGACGCCAAGAUGGUCGGUGACCUGCCAGAACCCUAUUACUGGUGGCAGGCCGGUGCCCUCUGGGGAGCCAUGCUGGACUACUACCACUACACUGGUGACCCAAGCUACAACGAAGUUAUCGCCCAGGCCCUCACUGCCAAGGUCAACACGGGACCCAACUUCGACUUCAUGCCCCCAGAACACGCUUCGGAGGAGGGCAAUGAUGACCUGGGCUUCUGGGGCUUUGCUGUCAUGGCCGCUGCUGAGCGCAACUUCACUCAGCCAAACCCAGACGCCCCGUCCUGGCUCCGGAUGGGCAUCAACAUCUUUGACUCUUUGGCAUCUCGCUGGAACACAACUCACUGUGGCGGCGGUCUGUUGUGGCAGAUUUACGAGAGCAACCCCAACGGCCUGAACUACAAGAACUCAGUCAGCAACGGCGGCUUCUUCCAGCUCGCUGCACGACUGGGUCGCGCCACUGGCGAACAGAAGUAUUUUGACUGGGCCAACAAGGUCUGGGACUGGUCAGAGAAGGUCGGCUUCAUCGACGCUGACCUGAAGGUCUAUGAUGGCGCCGACUCUCGCGACGAAUGCACCAAGGUCAACCCUCUCUCCUUCACGUACUCCACGGGCAUCUACCUGUAUGGUGCGGCCGUCAUGGCCAACGCCACUGGACAAUCUCUCUGGCACGAUCGCGCGGUCAAGAUGUUGGACACCUCCAAGCACUUCUUUGGCCCCUUUGAGAACAGCACCAACAUCAUGUACGAACCUGCGUGCGAGACUGUCGGCACAUGCAACACGGAUAUGAAGACAUUCAAGGGAUAUCUCUCCCGCUUCAUGUAUAAGUCGGCCCAAGACUUGCCUGAGCUCAAGCCCGAGGUUCUCAAACUGAUGACCCCCACAACCCAGGCUGCUGCCAAUGCCUGCACCGCAAAUGACACUGGCGUCGUCUGUGGCCAAAAGUGGUACGUUGGCGGCAAUGAUCAGUCCGUAGGUCUUGGACAGAUGAUGAGCGCCCUCGAAGCUGUACAGGGCUACGCCGGCGAUUUCGCCAAUUCUGAUCUCAACGAAAUCUUGGUUUUGAACGACAAUCUGCAUGCUUCUGCCGAUGGGUCACUGGGCGUCAAUGGCGACUUCGACGUCUUGGAGGAGAACAUUACAUCGGGCAAACUCAACAUCGAUACUCGUGGAAGCCGACCCGGGGCAAACGGCAGAGCAACGGGCAAUUUGAAGACCACCAUUGAUUACGAGGUCAAGCACCAGAUCAGACUCAAGGGCGACGGCUCUUUGAAGGCAGGCUUUAAAGGCCAAGCGAGUACCGGGGAGGCAGCCAGAAAACAGAAAGCUGAUAGCGGCAAGAAAUGCAAUGAUGGGCAUCGUCUUGGCCUCGGCGCUUGGAACGUUGCUGCCGUUGUUGCUGGAUCGCAAGUUCUCUUCUGGGGCAUUCUCUGA